AAAAAAAAGAGAGACAAAAGAGAUUAUUAUCUCGAAAAACCCUAAAACACACACUUCUCUGUUCACUGAAGAAACACCCUAAAACCUCGGCGUCGCUCUUCUUUCUCUCUCCUCUGUUUCUCUCUCAUCGUUGCCACGACCGACGGGAGGGCUCGCCGGCCCUCUCUUCGAUGAUCUCUUCGCGUCGCUUAUCUCUCGAGGUGUUCUCUGAAGGAGCAACUUGUUACCCGUGAGCUUGGAAAUCUAGACCGUGUUUUAAAGCCCUGUAGUUCCUCACAAUGAUUGCCACCAAAACCUUACUACCGGAGAAAAAGCUGAAGAUUAGAUUUACCAGUAAAAGAAUAGAAUCUGAUACUGGGAUACGGUCAUGCAACGCAGGGCAGCAAGUGUCACUGGGCAAUGACUACACAGUGGCAAAAACUUGUGUCCCCAGUGCUAACAAGCGUGGGCCAGAAUGGGUGACUGAGGGACCGAAAGAGAAGAAGCAGAAGAUUGAUCGCAGUGCGAUGGUGCAGUGUUCUACAAUUCUGAAAAAGCUGAUGUCUCAUGAAGCUGGUUGGGUUUUCAACACGCCAGUUGAUCCUGUUGCAUUGAACAUUCCUGAUUAUUUUUCAGUUAUCUCUGAACCCAUGGACUUGGGCACAGUAAGAUCUAAGCUGGAAAAAAAUAUGUACUCUGGCGUUGAAGAGUUUGCAGCUGAUAUCAGAUUGACGUUUUCCAAUGCCAUGCUCUAUAACCCUCCUGCCAAUCAUGUUCAUCAGAUGGCAAAGAAGUUAAACCAGAUCUUUGAGAUGAGGUGGAAACUUUUGGAGGAAAAGUGUGAAGGUUCAAAGGUUGGUUCAGGAAAAUCUUCAAGUGGGAAGAUCAAGAAAGUCACUCAUAUGACAGAAAAGAAUGAGAAGACAGAUUCCUUGGGUAAUAGGUCAGUGCCCAAGAGGCCAAUUCUGUCUAAAGAGAAGGUUGGAAGGCGUUCUUUUGAGGCAAGUGAUACUGAAGAAGUAGAACAUUCUAAAGCACCGUACAACUUCAUAGUAAAGUUAAGGAAGAGUGCCGAUAAAGGCACUGAUAAUAUCGGUACACAAUCUAGUUGCCCUGUUAAUGCAAAACGGCCAUCCAGUCCAACUCUCAGGAGAUGUGAUUCGUGUUGCAGCAUUGCAUGUGCAUGCAGCCUAUCUAAUGAUUCAGCUCAUGUUUCUUCAAGUGAUAUGUCGUCUGACCAAUCAUUGGGAAGAGAUGAUCCUGCGUGUAGUGAGGCCUCCAGAAUGGAUUAUCGAACCAAAAGCAUGUCUACCUCCCGAAUCAGCAAUUCUGAUCCAGAUUCUGAUGGGGCAUUAAGCGCUUUUGAUGAAGAAAACACAUGCCGUAGCUCCCAGGUUAUUGCUCCUGUGGCAAAUGCUGCUUCUAGGGAAGGUCGGAAUACUCCUUUGGAUGUUCAAUUAUCACCGCAAAAGGCGCUCCGUGCUGCAAUGCUAAAGUGCCGCUUUGCUGAUACUAUCUUAAAAGCACAACAGAAAACACUCCUGAAUCAUGGUGAUAGAAAUGAUCCAGAGAAGUUGAAGCAGGAGAAGGAAAGGUUGGAAAGGACGCAACGUGAAGAGAAAGCAAGGAUUGAAGCUCAAAUAAGAGCUGCAGAAGCUGCCUCAAGAUUGAAGGCUGAAACUGAGCUGAAGCAGCAACGAGAAAGAGAAAGAGAAGCCGCUCGAGUUGCACUUGAGAAGAUGGAGAAAACCAUUGAAAUUGGACAAAACCUGGAGGUUCUAAAGGAACUUGAAACGUUGUGUGGGUUCGCUCCAUCAUAUCAUCUUCUCAAUAGAGACAAGGGCCGUGAAGUAUUAAUGGUAUCUUCUUGGCCGGCCGACAUGCGAUCUCCAUUGGAGGAGCUAGGUCUGUUUAUAAAGGACGAAUAUGUGCGAGAUGAGGAUGAAACUGAAGAGGCUAUUCUGAACGUUGAUGGAGAGGAAGGAGAAAUUUUUGAUAGAGAUGUUUAGUCUGCCCUUCUGUUUCAUCAUCUUGAUGGGCGACUUAAUAGUUGGUAUCUUAUAUUUGGUCUUGUUUCUUUUUUCCAGCUCAACUUGUUUAUAUCAUUAUUAUGAGAGGGGGAAAGGGACUUUGUAAAUGACGUUUUUGGGCGACUUAAUAGGAGUGUCGAUGCAUGAAAUUCUGACCUAUCUUUAGGUGCAAAAAAAUGUUGAACAAUACUUUUAGUGCAUUGAAGGGGUUGCAUUUUCAAUCUGAUCGUUAA
Morus notabilis is the source of this 2242-nucleotide messenger RNA. Its product is annotated as transcription factor GTE12. Bases 279 to 1988 code for a protein of 569 amino acids. Gene Ontology annotation, molecular function: protein binding. Lineage: Eukaryota; Viridiplantae; Streptophyta; Magnoliopsida; Rosales; Moraceae. The record is from RefSeq and is a predicted model, not a curated record. The transcript has 11 exons.